UAUAAAAAUGGCUUAAGUAUUUAAUUCAAAAGUCAGCAUUAUCACCAAAUCAGAGAUUAGAUAUGAGGGUACAAUUUAUUAGAUUAAUCCUUAAUAAUAAACAAUUGCUUUGAAAGAUGUACGUUCAUUUGGAACAGAGGGAAGAAGACCUGGUAUUAUUUUUAAAUAAAAUAUUUAAGAUCAUGAAAUACCCCCAAAUUAAUAAAGUUAUGAUAUUUUGGUGUUCAAAGCAGCUGAAAUUAAAGGGUUUAAGACUUUAGAAGAGAAUAAGCCUGAAGAUCUCAAAUUAGAGAAUGUCAAAUAAGAAAAUUAAACUCAAUAACCAUAAGGUCUCUAACCACCUUAAAAUAUUGAAUAAAUAGAGUAGUAAUAAGAUUAAAGAGGAUAAUUUUCAAAUAAUUUCCCAUAAAAUCAAUAAAUAAAAUCAAAUGGAACAAAUCCUAGAGCUUUUAAUUUUGAAGAAAUGCUCUAAAAAGCAAAUGAAAUUGAGAAAAUUAAAAAGUAAGAAGUUAAACCUAAAUACAAUCCUACUUCGUUUUUCGAUUCUCUUUCAACAAGUACUUAAAAAUAAGAUAGAUAAACUUAACAAAGAAAUCAAAAUCAAAUUGAUACAGAUACUUUUGGCAAUUUUUAUAAAUAAAGAUAACAUAACAAUAAUAAUAAUAACAAUGGAUAAAGAAGAAAUAACAAUAAUUAUAAUAAUAAUAAUAAUAAUAAUUAUAAUAAAAAUAAUAAUAAUAAUAAUAAUAAUAAUUAUUAUAGAAGGAAAAAUAAUGAUUCAUAAAGAGUUGUUUAUGUAGAAAAACAAUCUUUAGAAUAAUAUUAAUAAUAACCCUAAUAAUAAUAGCAAUGA
Paramecium sonneborni is the source of this 853-nucleotide messenger RNA. NCBI's taxonomy places the organism in Eukaryota, Ciliophora, Oligohymenophorea, Peniculida, Parameciidae. The record is from the annotation of a GenBank genome assembly.